Messenger RNA from Mytilus californianus (California mussel), 7930 nucleotides. RefSeq lists its product as uncharacterized. NCBI's taxonomy places the organism in Eukaryota, Metazoa, Mollusca, Bivalvia, Mytilida, Mytilidae. The record is from RefSeq and is a predicted model, not a curated record. The transcript is spliced from 9 exons. Bases 105 to 3302 code for a protein of 1065 amino acids.
UGAAGUCCGAAUGAAUGCUAAUCGUAAUGGCGGAAGGAGGAUGAGCAAUUUUAAAGUUCCCCCACAAAAAACUACGUUAUAUGGUGAAAUGAAAAAUUAUACAGAUGGAUAAAAACAGAAAGGAGCAACAUAAGCAACUCAAAGCUGUUGAGAAGAAGAUUAAUUUUGUUGAGCGAGAUGAAGAUGAGAUGCCUGUUUUCAGUGGUGCUGUUUUACAUGUCCUGUCCUCAAAUGGUCUGACAAACUGUGAAAAUAGUGGAAUCAUACAGAAGGGAAAAAUUAUAAAAAACAAUGAUAUGGGGAAGAAAGAUAUCAAUUCAUUCGUUUUAUCAAAAGCAAAUAUUGAUAAUCGCCAAAAUAGAGACGGUUGUUAUUGUAAAAAAAUGAAUGGGUUGGAUGCCAUCGAAAAUGGAGCCGAACAAAGAAUGAAUGAUCAAGAAUCUGGUACUUCUUCUCUGAGGCAAACAAGAAAAAUUCAAAAUGGUGGAUUUGAUGUCACCUUAAAUGGAUUUAGCAGUUCUCCAGAUUCAAGCCCAGUCAAACCCGAAGCAUGUGCAUGUAGUAAGACUGUUAACGGAGAUAUGCAGCACUUUUCAAAUGAGACUAAGACAAGCCCAAAAAGUCCGGCAGUGCGUCCAAAGUCUAUGUCCUGGAGCAGGAUGGUAAAACAAAGAAAGGAAAAUAAAAUGAAAGAAAGAAAUGGAAAAGGGAAUAAGAAAUCACACAAAAGAUAUAUAUACCCUGAAUUGUGUUCUAGUUCAGAGGAAAGUUCUGAUGAAAAUGUAAAAUCAUCUGAUAAAAUCACAACACUUGAAGGAAACUGUGACAAAAUUGACAAAAAAAUAAAAUCAUUAAGUAACCAAAGCUUGAAACUGUAUGGAAAUAACUUGGUCAGUAAAGAUGGUACAGAAAAGUUAUCUCUUGCUCAAUAUUUGAAACCUGUAAAGGAACCAGUAAAUGGAGAAAACGGUCAUUCACUAAAUUCACCGAACUCUCAACCAGAUUUAACAUUAUUAAGGGUAGCACCCUUAGCUGUUCCUGAAGACAGUGAUACUGGACAUUCGUCAGUAUCGAGCUCAGAGGGGAAAAUGAACGGAUCAGUUAUAGAAAAUAAUAUUACGAGAAGCAUGUCACAGGAAAAUAUAGACCAUGAAAUUCCCAGUGCUGAACAAGUAAACACUGUUGAAGAGGAUCCAUUAGCAGGUCCUAGUAGUGCUGUAGAUCACAGAGAGAUGGAAAGGAAUAUUCUACCUCUCUAUAGAAAUCCUAGUAUUGAUAGUUUAGAGGAAGUAGGGGAUUAUAUAGAAACUGAUUUCCCAUCUAAAGCCAGCCGACUUUUAUUUCAGUCUAGUUCACGUAGUUCAUCUCCGUCAACUGAUGAAGAAGAUGAAGGAUAUGGAGUUAAUAAAGCAAAAGAUACGGUGCAUUUGAACUGUGAUGAGGUCGAACAGUCUUUUGAUCCUUCUUGUCCUCAGAAUCCUCCUAGUCAUAAUGUAAAUCCUGAUCACUUGAAGCUGAAAAUCCUUGAGCAGAAUGGUCCUUUAGUGCAAAGACCAAACUUUGAUAAUAUUAAUCAUGCUGCCCAUAGAAUUGCUAGAUUGAGUAGCGGUGCUGGAAGUGAAAGUGAAAAAGGUGGGGUCAUAGGUUCAGACUCGUCAUACGUGUACACACCUGAAACUGACUAUCAGGAAUUUAUAGACUCUGAUCUUCCAUCGUCAGAGGCAAACAAUCAUUAUGCCGGGAACAGUGAUAGAGAUUAUGCAAUGCCUUCACUUGGCAAUUAUGCAGAAGAAUAUCUCGAUACUGAUUCCAAUUUAGGAGCAAGUAAUCACCUUGUUGGAGCAGAAGGCGGGGCUACUAAUAAUCUAAACCUGGAAGGUCGUUGUUAUGCGUUUGAUUAUAUUGACAGCAAUAUGGAGGUAUAUGAUCCUCAUUGUGAUCAGCCUGACAAUGACAAUUAUUUGCUUCGGGUUAUUUAUAAACAUGAAAAAGUACCCAUUGCUAAUUUUCAGGACUCUGAGAGUAAUAAACAAGAAAAGAUAUUCUGUAAGCUUGCUCUGGAUCGUGACAAUCGAUCGUUAUCUGGAUCUUCUGAGGAGGAAGAAAAUGCCCUCCAUCAUUUCUGUCGUGAUGCACCUUGUCUUGCCUCGGCUGCUCAGCAGACGAAUAAUGAUUGCUCAGAUUGUAUGGGUGUAGAAGAUUUAGAGAAUUUAACUCAUGCACUGCAGAAUGCGGUGAUUAUGCAUCUUCCCUCUAGGCUUGAAGAAUCGUCAGAGGAAAGUUGUGAAGAUCCAAUAUAUGAAGAAAUAGACAACUUAGAUUCCUUUUUAUCUACCAGUGAUAACAGUCUCCAUGUGGUGGAAGAAGAACCUUGCCAUGGUUCUGUACCCAGAACUAAAGUAAAUACUCUUCCAAAGUAUGAACGAAGAAGACGUAAAGGCCAUAGAGGAUCUGAUGUUGAUAAAGUGAUGAUCUGGAAUGAAUAUGAGGCAUACGUUUUACAAGUCAAACAGAUUGGAACGUCUGCUUGUGGUCCUACAGCUGUUCUUAAUAUAUUGAAAGCUUUUGAUUAUCAAGUUGACAAAGAAGAAGUAUGCAAAAAGGUGACAACAAACCUUAGAAUGGAAGCUGCACCAGUACCAUACUAUCUUUUCUCUAGAUACAAUGCAGGGACAACUGCCAAUUCCUUAAUAGAUGGGAUAACAAAGCUGACUAAAGGUACAAUAAAGGGUCGAUUCUUCCACUUCUAUCCUGCUAGAAAGGUACAACUACUGAAAUGGUUGGGAUAUUGGAUGAGGAAAGGAGCUGUGCCAUUAGCUACACUUAAUCUACAAAGGGGAGUUAAGCCAGGAUGGACAAUCCCUGACGCUUGGCAUCAUCAGAUGGUUUAUGGUGUUAGUUCUAAAGGUGUCCAUUUGACAAAUCCAUUGGAGAUUGUUCCAGAGGAGAUUAUAAUGGAACAGUUGACAAGUGAUUCUGUGUUAUUGAUACGGAGACAAGAUGUUGUAAACAGAUUCCGGGACUGGGCUCCACUCAAUGAAUUCCUGAAGAAAAGUGAUACCAGGUGGCAGACAAUGAAUGUUUUAGGUCAGGUUGUAAAUGUAUUGAGAGAGGCUUGUACUGCCCUGUCACACCAAGGACCCCGGUAUAGAGCACAGCUGACAUCACAUAUAACGAUACCUGCUGGAUACAAAGCUGGAAUAACUUUAUUUGUUCGACAGAAUACAGAAGUAUGCCAGGAAUUGUUUAAUGCACCUGAUUUAGAACUGAUGAAUCCAGAAGAGACUGAAGAAGGAUAUUGAUGAUAGAAAUUAUUAUUUAUAAUUUAUUUUAUGCAGUUUUUAUGGCCAGUUUAUGAGUUACUUUAUUCAAAUAUUCCAAUCCCUGUGCCCAUUGGACUGAUAGUUUUUGUUGGGUUUAUUCCUGGAAAAUUUAUGCCUUUAUUCAGAAAAAGAACAUUCAUUUUUAUCUUAUUCAAUUGAUACACAAUGGCUUUCUUUGUCUACCCUCUUUUAAGUAGUUUAGAGUCACUGAAAAUAUUAUAACUUUCUAGAAACAAGUGAGAUCACUACAUGACUAUCUAUAUUAGGAUCUAUUUUUUUGGUGCAUGCAUUUUUCAAUGCGUUAGAAAACAUGACAAAAUAUUUGCUUCUUAAUAUAUUUAUAUUAUUUGUUUUUUGUUAUUUAUCUUAAGUGGUCGUAAACAUGAAAAAUUUUGAAUCUUCAUUGACAUGUAAAAAUGUCCUGAAAUGUUACUUGUAUAAUACAAAUCAUACCAUUUUGUAAUUUUUAUGCAUAAUAUAUUUUACAAUUUUAAUAAAAUUUUGGUUGUUAACAUUACAUGUCUUCAUAUUUUUUCACCAGAAAUACAAAUUUCAUUAAUCCCAUUUUAUUUUGAAUUUUAAUAUUGCUUGAUUAAUAAAAAUGUCAGAUAGCCUAUUUCAAUUAUUUGUAUACUUUGUGUCAAUAUCGUUAACCAAGAAAUCCACAAAUAAUAGAAAUUGGUUUCACAUGCAGAAAAUAUGAGGUUUUAAUUUGUAUUUCCAAAACAACUUAAAGGAGAAACAAAUUAAACCUCCCCAGAUAGAUUUUAUCCAGAACAGAUUAGAAGUGUUAAAGGAAAAUUGUCAAAUCUAUAUACCCAUGACCUGAAAUUUAUUAUGAAAGGAGGUAUUUGUUUAGACUUAUAAUAUGAUAUUUGUUAUUUACCUUCUAAAAUUAAAUUGUAGUUCAAAGAAGAAGAGAUGAAGCCAUACCAUAUUGUAAUAUAAAUAUAGAGAAAUUUCAACAUUGUUUUUGAGCUUGGUCAGAAAAGCUUUGUUUUAGUUAUUAUAAAAUUUACAUGAACAUAUUUUUACAUAAUAAGGAACAAAGAAUAUUCAUUUUAAAUGUCCUGCCAAUUUUGGUCAACCUACUUGCAGAACAUACCUAUUGUAUUUGUUGUUAAUGGUUUAUCUUCUUGAAUAUGCAUUAAAAAUAAUUGCAAUUGGCUGUUAAGCAAGCAGCAACCAGUAAAUCAAUAUCUGUUUUUACUAAUGCUCUUUAUUGCAGGGAACAUGUACUGGCUCUUCAUUUUAGUAAGGGGAGUAACUCAUUAAAUUAUAUAUCGAUUCAAAUUCAUUUUUUAAUGAUUUCCCCAAAAAUGUCAUUAGGCAUCUUCUUACAAGUUUAAUUAUCAUAGCAUGGUAGGUUUUUAAUUCUGAUGAAUGAAUGACUGAAUGCAGAAUUUUAUUCCACCAGUAUAGAAAAUCACAGAUUUGACCAUAAAAUUUUGUAACAAAAUAAUUGUUUCAUAAUGUAAAUGGGUGCAAAGUGGAAUUAUUUUGACAAUUGACUAUGUCCAAGAUGUGCAAUUGUUCUAUGCAGCCAUUGUCAAUAUAUUCAGUUGAUAUGUUAUGUAUUCCAAUGUGCUUCAGACACAACAAAUUCAACCUGUCUAUCAUCGUUCAUUUUUUUGGCUCUUGUUAAUUAUUGUUGUGUAGAUAUGGAUUAUUUAGGAAAUGUGGUACAUUUGUAAUUUCUAAAAUUUAAUGAGUGUAUUUUCAAGAUUUAAUAUUAGUUGUACUUUAAGAAUACAUGAGGAGCAUGAUUUGUUUUCUUUGGUUCAAUUGUAAUAUGUAUCUAGUAUUUGAUUGUGAUAUCUAAAAAUGAUAUAUUCAAAUACUUGUUCUGCGUUUUGCUUUUCAGGUGAUGCAACACUUAUAUAUUUUCAUCAAGGCAAAAAUAUGCAUACUAUCAAAAUAUCUUGCAAAUUAAUUUUAGAAACUAUCAAUGAAUAUACAAACUGUAGGUUUAUAAUUAUUUAGGAGUAACAAGUUUUGUUUAUUUCAUGGGAAUAGGAAAACCUCAAAUUUAAAUGUUCAACAAAGUAUAAAUUCACUAUAUACAGACUUUUGAAAACCAUGAAAUCAAAUUUUAUUUUCAUGGAUACAUGAUGUUGGUUUUCCAUCAUUUGUCAAUAGUACAUUUUUAUGUUUAAACUGGUGUAAAAUUUGCAUUUAGUUAGAAAACACUUGAAAUAUACAAUUAUGAAUCCCAUGAAUUUUGAGUAUUUUUAUUACAAACUCUUAUCUGUAAAUCUGAAACCUGCAAUUGAUUGAUUGCUUCAGAUAGAUUAUUGAAGUACAUAGAAUUUAAGUUAUUUAUUAGUUGGAUGUCCAUAUAUUACUUGUUCUGUGAUUUUAUUGGUUAAUAACAAUCGUUGCUCUAAAUUGGUAUUAGCAUGGCUAAUACUGAUUAUAUAUUUGACCUUAUUAACAAGCAAACUUUAAAACAAAUGUGUACACUUUCAAAUAGUUAGUCUGUUAUGAAUUAUAUUAAAUUGAAUCUUUAUACAAAUUAAUGUUCUAUUAGCUUCUGAAAUUGUUAAAAUUAAACUUGAACAUUUGAAUAUUGCCAAAUUUACAUGUUUUUUUUAGAUUUAAAAAAACAUCCAUCAAUUUUUAAAUCAAGGAACCAAAUUGGCCCUUUGAUUUGUUAAGUUUUUAAAUUGUUAAAGAAGUUUCUUUUUAGAAUAAAUUUAGAUCAGCUAAUUUUCCUUCAGAUGUAGAUAUUAAUGACUGAGUUCAUGGAAUUGACAACUUAUAUUAUUACGUGUAUGAGACUGUACAGGUCAUUUUCUUGUUAGCCAGUAGUUCAUCAAUACACGUUAUUAUGGAACUUUGUAUUGUAAACACAAAGAAGUGGGUUCAAAUGGUGGUUUUUCUGUGAAAAUUGGUACCAUAUACUGUAAGUUUCUCAAAAAUAUAAACUAGAAAUUCAAAAUUUGAUAGCAUUAUUUGUAUAUAGCAUUUCCUGAUGUAGCAAUAAUUCCCCAUUUUUGUCCAUUGAUCACCAAUCACAAUGUUUAGUGCACUCUGAAAUUUCUGAAUUAACAGUAUUUUACACAGAUAACUGCAAUGAAAUAUUUUCUAUUAGUGACAAAAUAAAAAAAAAAAAACAAUUUGUUGAUGAAAAAUUAAGUUUCAUACAAUCAUUGGUGGAGAAAAAUGGUUGAUCCUUGGCAGUAAAAAGGCAUACAUGCUCUCUCCUCUGUAUGACUGUUGAAACACCUUAAAACAAUAUACACAUUUCAUAACUGUAGAUUCAAGUGGUUGAUCCUCUAGCUUUGCAUUCAAUAAUUAUCUCCCUUGUGUUAAGUGAUUAUCUCCCCUUGAUUUUGAAAUAGUUAAUUCCCUUUGCAUGAUUUGAAAGAGCAGGUACUCUCUACAUAGUCCUUUUAAGAAAUUGUUACCUUUAUGCAUAUAACUACACCAUGUUAAUAUAAUCUAACUAAAAUUCAGUUAUGAAAAUGAAAUAUUAUCGUAUUAAAGGUAGUCAAAUGUGAAAUAAAACAAUGUGUUCUUUGCUACACCCAAUUACAUCUAUUUUCCUGUGUAACCUCAUGAUUCAUGUUGCUAGAUAAAACACCUGUUAUUUCAUACAAAAGUCAUCUCCAGCAAAUAAAACGAAGCAAAAACUAAAUAUUCAGCCAUUUUAAUAAAAUGUUGGUCAAGCAUGGCCCAAGUUUAAUGUUAUAUGCUAACACAUAUAGAAAAAUUAAAAAAACAAAAUUUUCAAACACACAAAUUCAACCAGUCCAUAGGUGGAAAAAGUAAAAAAUGAUGUUCUCAUUCAUACAGCUGUUUUUCUAACAAUGCAAACAAAAAAUUGAGAACAAAAUUUUAAUUGCAGAAAAUAUAAGUGAAAUAUUAAAGGUGUUUCAUAUGGAUUAUAUAUUUGGACUGAACAAACAAUUUUUGUAAAUGAGAUAUGAAAUUUGCAAUAAAAAACUGUUUAUACCCUCACAAAUGGGAGAUAACUCUUCCAAAAUAAUGACAUAAAAGAAACUUGUAACAAGUAAUUUACAUUGUUAUUAUAACAUUUAUGAUACUGGUGAGUGUUAAUAUAAUAAUUGUAAGUGCUUUAUGCUGAUUUGUCUGUGAUGUGCUUUGUACACAAGGUAUAAAGAUACCAUAGAAAGUUCAAUAUCUAUAAACAGAACAGUUUCUAUUUUUAACUGGAAUAUUUUUACAAUUUAUUUGGGUUUUUUUUUUUUAAUUGAUUAAUUGACACGUUCUGGCAAGUAAAAAAUCUGUCAAUCAAUUAUAAAAAAAGAAAAAUAUAUUGCUUUCCAGUUGGCAUGGCUCAGUUUUAAAGACUUCACUGUAACAUUUAGAUGAAAAACAGCAAUAGCAGUUUUGUUUUUUGCUGUUGGUUUUGUUAACUGCUUGAAGGUGACUUUGUGUCAUGAGUCAUAACACCCUAUCCUUUUUCUACCAUUUAUCUCUUACUUGGAGGAAAAGAUAACAAUCUAGAUAAUGAACUUUCAGUGUUAUUUUUUGACCUAGUGUAAUAUUAGUGGAUAUGUAUAUAGUAUAUAUAUACACUGUUAUUUAUAAGUCAUUAUGUACUGUUUUACAGUUUGCAAAUAAAUUGUAACAUUAUGCAA